Molecule: messenger RNA, 3803 nt
Organism: Malaclemys terrapin pileata
Lineage: Eukaryota; Metazoa; Chordata; Testudines; Emydidae
Product: immunoglobulin superfamily member 1-like
Exons: 12
Coding region: 46-1749 (567 amino acids)
Source: RefSeq, a predicted model, not a curated record
CCGGGGUGUUGGUGGCAGCGCUGAGGGGCCCCCCACUGCCCCGUCAUGGUGUCUGCUCUCAUAAGUGAGUCUGCUCUCGUCCUCCUCCUAAGCUUCUGGCUGGCUGGGCGGAGCCAGGAGUCGGGACAGGGGUCCUACCCCAAACCCUCCAUCUCCGUCAGCCCCGGUGGGGUGAUCCCUGUGGGGGGAAACGUCACCAUCCGGUGUCGGCAUCAGCACCUGGGCAUGAGGUUCCUCCUCUACAAGGCUGGAGAUGGGAACUAUCUGACUUACACAGACCCUGCUGGCUCUGAGGCUGAAUUUCCCAUCACCAGCGCCAGACGGGAACAGAGCGGAAACUACACCUGUCAUUAUAGCGACAGAACAGUACGAGCUGCCUACUCGGAGCCCAGCGACCCUGUGCAGAUCAUUGUAGCAGAGCUCAGCUACCCCAAACCCUCCAUCUCCCUCAGCCCCAGCGGGGGGGUCGCCCUUGAGGGAGCCGUGACCGUCCGGUGUCAGGGGCAGCGCCGGGGCGUGCGGUUCGUGCUGAAUAAAGAGCGACGCCAUUUCCCACCUGUGGAUUCGGAUGACAUUGAGGCUGUGUUUCCCAUCAGCAACGUGCGCCGGGAGGACGGCGGGAACUACAGCUGCUCCUAUCACAGCAGAUCAGAGCCGUUCGCUGGGUCAUACCCCAGCGACCCCGUGGAGCUGGUGGUGAGAGCCGAGCGUGAAUUUCUGAAACCCACCAUCUGGGUGAGCCCCAGCAGGGUGGUGGCACUCGGGGGAAAUGUCACCAUCCGCUGUGAGGGUCGGCAACGAUCCAUGGAGUUCUUUCUGCGUAAAGCUGGACGCCCGAACCUGCAGGCGCAGUUGGUGCCUGAUGGGACCGUGGCUGAAUUUCCCAUCCCCAGUGUCAGCCGGGAAGAUGGAGGGAGCUACACCUGCGACUAUCGCUCCAUAGCAGAACAGAGUCGCUGGUCGUAUCUCAGUGACCCCGUCGAGAUCAUUGUAGCAGAUCCCAGCUUACCCAGACCCUCCAUCUCUCUGAGCCCCACUGGGGUCACCGCCCCAGGGGCAGACGUCACCAUCCGGUGUCAGGGGCAGCGCCGGGACGUGAGGUUCUUCCUGCACAAGGCUGGAGACCUGAACCCGCCGCGACACAUGGACCCUGCUGGGGACGGGGCCGAGUUCCGCAUCCCCACCGUGGGCCGGCAGCACGGAGGGAGCUACAGCUGCAGCUACCGGCUCCAAUCAGAGCCCUUCAUCUCCUCAGAGCCCAGCGACCCCGUGCAGCUGGUGGUAGCAGGGGAAAUUGACCCGACCCAGCCUGGAGCGGCGCCGGACAGGGUGGGGCCAGGCGGAUCGGAAUCGCCGGCACAUCUGGGUCAGCCCAGCCCCAUCAUCACCGGGGUGAGCGCGGCAGCCGCCGGCCUCCUCCUCCUCCUCCUCCUCCUCCUCCUCGUGGCCUUCGUCUGCUUCAGAAAAACCCGAGCCAGAAAAGGAGCCGCACCGAGACCGAGCAGCACCAGCCCUAUGGGGGCAUUAAAGGUGCCAGCUCAGCAAGACCCCACCUACGCCUCCAUGGAUGAAGGGAAAGAGCCGCAGACCCUGCCCCAGGAGCCCGACCCCGGCGCCGACGGACUCACCUACGCCGAACUGGACUGCCAGGCGCUCCAGGCCAAGCGGGGAGGCCCGGCCCCUGCCCCUGAGCCUGCCGAGUCCAGCAUGUACGCCGUGAUCAAUGUGAGCCGGGGGCCCCUGCAGUGAGAGCCCCCUGCAGCCGUGGGGUGCCGACCCCCAGGGGGGAACAGACUCACCCACCUGCAGCACCUGCCCCGAGACUCUGCUUCUAGGGAAGAUUUAGGGGGGACACUGCCCUCCCCCCAUGGCUGCCCCUUCUCAUCGAGCUGCUGUCUCCCUGCCCCACCUAGGCCCCCAUGUAGGGGCCGGUGUGGGGGGCUCAGCACUGGGAGGGGGAGGGGAUGCGCCGAGGUGGCUAUUUAUGUUAUUUUGCUUCCGGUUAAUCUCCAGAUUUGUAAUAAACACAGAACCACAAACCAGCCCAACCUGGGCACCCCACAGCCCCCCUGUGUCCGUGCCGGGAAUGUGUGUAACACCUGGGGGAGAUGGGGUGGGGCAUGGGGGCUGGUUAUACAGGGACCCCUCACCCAGCGCUGGGUUGCAGCCCCUCUGGGGAAGGGCGACAGUUGGGCAGGACGCCGGGGUUCACACCCUGACUCUGGGCGAAGCUGCAGAAGGGUCUGAUGCCCGUGACCAAUUGGCACCGGCUGUUUACAUCCCCUCCAUGGGGUCGUCCCUUCCCCGCUGUGCUGGGGGAUCCAUCCCUGUGAGCCGGUGUGCGGGGAGCAAAGGGGAGGUGAUCCCUGGGCGGUGUCCGUAUGAGAGAUCGGGGGGGCAUCACCCUGUGACCCCGAUGUUUCCCUCCUCGGGACCCCGGGCCGGUCAACGUAGGCACAGGGAGAACCCCACAGCUAAUCCCCUGCUUGUAUCUUCCCCGUAAGGGCCCCAGGCCCCACCCUGAGGCCCUGCCUCUGGGGCGAUGUGGGAAUCGCCACUUGCUGGGAGCAGUGCGGGGGCUAGGACACAGAGCGGGGCAGUUCUGAAUCCCCCCUGCAGGGGUAGGGAGUGGGGGCUGUUUUCCAUUGAAUGAGGCUUUGUGACCGUUCAGUGAUGUGUGGAGGAAAAGUCCCCUCAGCUCCACCAUCCUGGCUCCUGCAUGAGAUCCUCCCCCCCACCCCUGAAAUCCUGGCCCCUGCAGCCUCCGGACCCACAGAUUGGCCUGACCCAUGUCUGCCUGCCCCUGGGUGCUCAGACAUCAGCCGUCUCCCCAUUGCCUCGGUUUCCCUUAACUCCUGCUUAAAGAGCCCCCCUGAGCCUGAUAGUCUCCACCUGUGACACUCUGUACCUCUGGGGAACACCCAGCACCCCCAUGUUCAUCCUUAUAAUAUGAUUAUCUGGGAUCUAGUGUAAAGUUUGUCAUGUCGGGUGUCUUCGGAAGGCUCAUGAUGCACCGAGCAUUGUUGUUACAGUGAUGUUAUAGGUUGUAAUUUCAUGUAUAUAGUUAUGUGGCUGAAAAUGUAUCCUCAUGGUGUGUGCCCAUGGGAGGAGGAUCUGAGACCAGGGCAUGUGCCCAUGGGGGGGUGUCAUGGACUCACAGGACUCGUGCUCUCUCUUGGCUCCCCUUUCAGUAUUACAACCCUUCUCAGGGGUCACAAGCUCUCUUGGGGGUUAAGCCCCUCUGCCUCCUGGAACCGCACCUGUCAUGAACAUACAGCUAAGGAUAGCAUAAAAUCCCUCCUUUACCUGUAAGGGGUUAAGAAGCUUAAAUAACCUGGUUGGCACCUGACCAAAAGGACCAGUAAGGGGAGAAGAUACUUUCAAAUUUGGGGGAGGUUUUUGUUUUGUCUCUCUUUGUUGUUCUCUCCAGGACAGCGAGGGAUCAGGACAGGGAAAAUACAUCUCCUAAAGCCAGACCUGAACUAAGCAGCUAAGAUUACAAAUUGUAAGUAAGUAAUAGCAAGGAAAUGCGUUAGAUUAUCUUUUGUUUUAGCUUGUGAAUUUUCCCUAUGCUAACAGGAAGGUUUAUUCCUGUUUUUUGUAACUUUAAAGUUUUGCCUAUGGGGGAAUCCUCUGUGUUUUAACUCUUACUACCCUGUAAAAUUAUCUUCCAUCCUGAUUUUACAGAGGUGUUUCUUUUACUUUUUUCUUUAUAAUAAAGUUCUGUUUUUAAGAACCUGAUUGGUUUUUAGUGUCCUAAAAACCCAAGGGUCUGGUCUGUGCUCACCUUGGUUACCUAUUUG